Molecule: messenger RNA, 660 nt
Organism: Topomyia yanbarensis
Lineage: Eukaryota; Metazoa; Arthropoda; Insecta; Diptera; Culicidae
Exons: 1
Coding region: 1-660 (219 amino acids)
Biological process (GO): sodium ion transmembrane transport
Cellular component (GO): membrane
Molecular function (GO): ligand-gated sodium channel activity
Source: RefSeq, a predicted model, not a curated record
AUGCCUCCAGCAAAUAGCAUAAACAUUUCGGCAUUCCGCCUGCUCCGAACCAGCCUACUCCACCAAAUCCGCGAAUUUUUCACCCUCUCCACCCUACAUGGUGUACGAUUCAUUGCCGAACGUGGACGCCCGGCUUGGGAAGGAUUCUGCUGGUUCUGUGUGGUGGCCGCUAGCUUCGUCACAACACUAAUCAUCAUCCUAAAUCUGUGGGACAAGUUUCAAACCAAUCCAACCAUUACCGGUCCCGAUACGGGCAGUCGGGUCAAUAGAACCCACUUUCCAACCGUGGGUAUCUGUCCGCAUGAACCAUUCGAUCCGGAUCGAGUUCUUCGGUUCGCGAAAUCAGUGAGUAAUAGUUCCGACGAGGAUCAGGUAAAGAAACUGAUGGACGUUACUGAGUUGCUGUCACAAGUGUCUUACAAUCGAAUGAAGGAAACUGAUGUCGCUUUGAGGGGAAAGCCGAAGAAAUUGUUAAGCCUGGUAGGGGAUCUUCGGCAGAAUUUAUUCAACGUGGCAAUCGGAUGUAACGAGACGGUGAAAAAUUGUUGGUUCCGGAAUAAGCCGCUAGAAUGCUGUGAGCAUUUCAAACUGAUCUUCUCCGAGCGGGGUCUCUGCUUUGCAUUUAAUGCCAGGUUCUUCGAUACACCGAAAAGAUGGUAA